UUGCGCCGGUUUGCAUCAGGGCGUCGCGGGGCACGUCGAAAUAAGGCUCGAGACAAGAAAACAUAAGAUAGUCGAUGAAUUGCGACAUUAUCUUAAUUCCUAUUUGGGUUUUGAUAGCCACAAGUCAAGUUGACUAUUGGCCAGGUGCCGAACCGAGCUAAUCCAUCUAUUGCAUUCCAUCACUUGCCUAACCGUAUGUGAAUAAUAGAUUACUUACCAGAGAGAUCGGGGAGGUCAGGGAGGUCAGGGAGGUCCAUAGGUAAGGUGUGCUACGUCUAGUACAUUAAAUACCUGACGUCGUGCGCUGACCCUACCUCGAACGGACGACUCCUUUCUUUCUAACCAUAUUUCUAUUCAUAUUAUCUCUGUGACUUGUGAUACCCACCUCCUUUCCCUCUCUGCAAAGUGCUUCGCCUCAGACAUUCAUAUCUCCAUAUCUAUCUCGUCUCUUCCAUCUCAAGUUUUAUCAUACCUUAGCUCGCAUCAAUCACAAUGGCUGACUCCAGAGCUGCUCCCCUCCGCCUUGGAUCUAUCGCUCCUAACUUCCAAGCCGAGACUACCAAAGGUCCCAUCGACUUCCAUGAAUUCGUCGGCGACGGUUGGGUUGUUUUCUUCUCCCACCCGGAGGAUUUCACCCCAGUCUGCACCACAGAGCUCGGUGCCUUUGCCAAACUCGAGCCAGAGUUCACCAAGCGAGGUGUCAAGCUGAUCGGUCUAUCCGCCAAUACCCGCGGCAGUCACGAGAGUUGGAUCAAGGAUAUCGAUGAGGUUACAGGCGGUCACGUCGCCUUCCCUAUCAUCGCCGAUAAAGAUCGCAAGGUUGCCUAUCUUUACGACAUGAUCGACUACCAAGAUACUACCAACGUUGACGAGAAGGGAAUUGCCUUCACGAUUCGCUCUGUGUUUAUCGUCGACCCGAAGAAAACCAUCCGAACCAUCCUGUCCUACCCAGCUUCCACUGGCCGAAACUCAGCCGAGGUCCUGCGCAUCGUCGACUCCCUCCAGGCCGGAGACAAGCACAAGAUCACCACGCCGAUCAACUGGGUUCCCGGCGACGACGUCAUCGUUCACCCCAGCGUCAAGAAUGAACAGGCUAAGGAACUGUUCCCCGAAUUUCGCUCCGUCAAGCCAUAUCUUAGGUUCACACCUCUACCUAAGGAGAAGGCCACUGUCUCGUAAAAAUUUGGGUUGUGGCAUGUGGGAGGUAGUUGCACAGCUCUAACCUAGCAGUAUUAUUAGUAUAUGAGAUGCUUAGACGAGCUUGCCUAAGAUGUCGUAUCGUAGGGUAUUUCCGAUGGAAGAAUGAACCCCUGGCUUGACGCUUCUCAAAUUAGGUACAAAUAAUAUAAAAAAAAAUAUCGAACGAAGAAAGGAAGAAUUUUCCAACUUUUAACCUUCCUUCUUGUAUCGCUUCAGCUUGGAAUGUCCAUUAUUAUUACCUCCCUAUGUAUAUGCCAAUGUACGAUAUAAAGUAAAUUUUUCGGGUUUUGGUUCAAACAUUAAACAUCAAACAUUAAUUUAUAUAUUUGUAUAGGACGUUCGGAAGCACAUACGUAUUUUUUGUCUCCUAAUUAGGUCUCCGAUCUUGGAAUAAAUCUUGAAAAGCGAUGAAAAGGAAGCACAUUUUUAGAGCUUUUAUAUCUAGUCACCGUAUAUCCAGUGUGAUGUUAUAGACAUGUGAUCAU
Molecule: messenger RNA, 1685 nt
Organism: Annulohypoxylon truncatum
Lineage: Eukaryota; Fungi; Ascomycota; Sordariomycetes; Xylariales; Hypoxylaceae
Product: mitochondrial peroxiredoxin PRX1
Exons: 3
Coding region: 493-1179 (228 amino acids)
Biological process (GO): cellular response to oxidative stress; cell redox homeostasis; cellular oxidant detoxification
Cellular component (GO): cytosol; mitochondrion
Molecular function (GO): peroxiredoxin activity
Source: RefSeq, a predicted model, not a curated record